GUUGCCGUGUUUGACACUGGACUUUCGAAAAAUCAUCCGCAUUUCAAGAAGAUCAAAGAGAGGACGAAUUGGACCAACGAAAAAACUCUUGAUGAUGGCUUGGGACAUGGCACAUUUGUUGCUGGCGUGAUCGCUUCUAGUAAAGAAUGUCUCGGCUUCGCCCCAGAUGCCGAAGUUCAUAUAUAUCGUGUCUUCACCAACAACCAGGUGUCGUAUACGUCAUGGUUUCUCGACGCCUUCAAUUACGCCAUCCUGAAGCGUAUCAAUGUGCUAAAUUUGUCCAUCGGAGGACCGGAUUUCAUGGAUCGCCCGUUCGUGGAUAAAGUAUGGGAACUGACUGCGAACGGGGACAAUAUAGCGAAGUUCUCGAGUCGCGGAAUGACGACGUGGGAGCUCCCAGCUGGUUACGGGAGAGUCAAACCCGACAUUGUAACUUACGGCUCAUCCGUGAGUGGGUCAUCCAUCAAGGGAGAAUGUAGGGCCUUGUCUGGGACAUCAGUAGCAUCGCCUGUAGUUGCUGGAGCAGUAACUCUGCUUGCCAGUGGGGUUUUGCACAGAGGAUCUGCAGUGAACCCCGCCAGCAUGAAACAAGCCUUGAUGGCGUCUGCUCGGAGAUUGUCUGGGAUCAACAUGUUUGAACAGGGUCAUGGAAAGCUGGACCUGCUCCGUGCUUAUCACUUGCUGAAUACGUACCAGCCGCAAGCCAGUCUGAGUCCGAGCUACUUGGACUUGACCGAAUGCCCGUACAUGUGGCCGUAUUGCUCGCAGCCGUUGUAUUAUUCCGGGAUGCCGACAGUGGUGAACGUCACUAUUUUGAAUGGAAUGGGGGUGUCUGGGAAGAUCGUCGAACAGCCAGUCUGGAACCCUUAUUUACCUCAAAAUGGCCACUUUUUGAAAGUCAACUUCACUUACUCGGAAGUUCUUUGGCCCUGGUCGGGCUAUUUGGCGGUCUCUAUCUCGGUGUCGAGUGAAGCGAAGGGUUGGGAAGGCGUGGCCCAGGGCCAUGUGACCCUAGUUGUUGAAUCCCCACCUCUGGACGGAGAAACGGAGCCGAGGAGAUCGAAUUUGACGUUAGCGGUCAAGGCGAAAAUUGUCCCGACUCCGCCGCGACACAAACGGGUGCUUUGGGACCAGUUUCACAACUUGCGUUAUCCACCGGGCUAUUUCCCCAGGGAUAACUUGCGCAUGAAGAAUGAUCCCCUGGACUGGAACGGCGAUCAUAUUCACACCAAUUUCAGGGACAUGUAUCAACAUCUGCGGAAUGCCGGUUAUUAUGUGGAAGUGCUCGGAGUCCCGUAUACUUGCUUCGAUGCCCAGAAUUACGGGGUUCUGCUGGUGGUUGACCCCGAAGAAGAGUUUUUUCCUGAGGAAGUUACGAAGCUGAAGCGAGAUGUUGAAAGUGGUAGCUUGUACAACACGACGGUGAUGAAGAAGGUGAAAUUCUACGACGAGAACACUCGUCAGUGGUGGAUCCCCGACACCGGCGCCGUCAACAUUCCGGCUGUGAACGAUCUCAUCGGCGUCCUGGGCAUGGCGUUCGGGGACACCGUCCUCGAAGGCGAAUUCAAACUCGGUCGUCACGCCAUGUUCUACGCCUCUGGCACAAACAUUGCCAAAUUCCCCGCGUCCGGUCAAAUCAUUUCCGUCGACCUCAAAGACCAGGGCAAGGAAGUGCUGGACGGGGCUAGUGUGGAGGUGCCCAAGGCUUCCAUCCUGGGACUGUAUGAAAAGCCUGGUGGUGGCAGGAUCGGUUUAUACGGUGACUCGAAUUGCCUGGACUCGGCGCAUAUGCACAAGGAUUGUUUUUGGCUCUUGGAGGCGUUGUUGGAUUUUUGCAAUUCCGGGAAUUUACCGAGCGUGCUCGGGGACAUGGCGUCGAACGCGGACGCCGUUUUGCCGUCUGAGGGCGCCGACGCGUUGUUGGAUUUUUGCAAUUCCGGGAAUUUACCGAGCGUGCUCGGGGACAUGGCGUCGAACGCGGACGCCGUUUUGCCGUCUGAGGGCGCCGACGUGAGACUGCCGGAGAGAAUGUCGGGAUCCCAUUUGCACAGGUACAGCAAAGUCUUGGAAAGUAAUUUGGACAAGGCCCGACCGCGUCCGCUUCCUGCUUGUCCGAAACUCGUGUGGGCCAAAGCCGUGCCCCUCAAUAAAUCCGCCCCGUCGAACCUUUACAAAUCUGCGAAACUCCUUUCGAUUCACACUUCGAACCUGGACGUUUCUAGCCUCAAAAUAAACCACAUUCCGGGUUUGGAACCCUUGCCGGGAAACUAUCUCGACUCUGACCUGGCCCUGAUCGCUGCUGGACGACCAGCGUUGGACUCGGACUUUGAUGACGAAGAAGCUUCGCGGAGUUCCAAAGGAAGAUACAUGAUUCUCGGAGUAUUCCUGGUGAUCGUGGUUUUCGUUGUGUGUCAGUAUUGGGACUCGCGGGGGAAGCCCAAGCGGAGAAAGAGCAGGAUUUUAAAGCUCCUUCAGACCCUUGGCCACAAAGUCAGUGCAAAUAGUGUUUAAAGAAACAAAUGUUAGAUAUAAUAUGGAGUACUGUGUAUCAACUGUGGGGUUUCUUGAGAUCCAGCUCGACUUUCUCAGACUUUCUUCUCUUUAGUCAAGUCGGAGGUGGUACGAAACGAUGUCUUCAUCCGUUUAUGACCCUUUUUGUCACACUUUGAAGCCGAAGCAAAAAUAAACUUAUUUUUUCUCCUAAUGAUCACACAAAUGUGUUUUGCGAGUGCGACUUCGACUGCUUGAAAAUAGAUCACAGUAACUCGGAUGAAUCUUGAACAUUAUUUCGCUGCUGAAUUGUUCGAGAAUCGAAUUCCAUUGUUGAUCACAAGCAGGUUUAAACAGAGAAUAUUCAACAUUUUUUGUGUUAUUGUUGAGAGAAUGGUUUUGUUUCAACUUCGUUAUCAAAGUGGUCGAUAAUUUCUGUCAGUACUUCUGAAGAACCAUUUAAAACGAUGCACGGUUAGGCUGAGGAUCUCAAGCGUUCAACGAACAAAGCUGAAUAAAAUUUGAAAAAAAACGUCGCUGCAUUUAAAUAUGGAUAUUCACUUCGAGUGUGUAUAGUAUAAAUGCUUGGGGUAAAUUCGUGUUUGUGGGUUUUCUUUUUUAUCUUGUGGUGGGAGAGUUUUCAAGGUGAAAUCUGUGAUUUUUAGAUGGUCGGACCUACAAAGCUCGAGUUUCAAUUUAGUUUCCAAAGUUUCAGCUUUUUCGGGAUUUUUUCUUUUUUUUUCGGGGAAUGAAGCUGUUUGGAUUUGUCUAUCCGAAUUGAAAUUAAUUUUGGUUCAGGAUAGGUUUUUUUUUUUUACCUCGAUUUUAGAGGUUUGUGAUAAAAGAUAAUGCCCUGGUUCGGAAGACGCUCUCUUCAUGCCAAAAAAAAGUACUUGCCAGACUUCACGUUUUUCUUUCAACCACCGUGUUCUUUUUUUUCUCAUUCGUGAAAGCACGCGAUUUUUUCCAUGCUGAAAUGUUUGUCUUUUGAGGGGGGGG
Notodromas monacha is the source of this 3489-nucleotide messenger RNA. The record is from the annotation of a GenBank genome assembly. NCBI's taxonomy places the organism in Eukaryota, Metazoa, Arthropoda, Ostracoda, Podocopida, Cyprididae.